Molecule: messenger RNA, 1459 nt
Organism: Rubroshorea leprosula
Lineage: Eukaryota; Viridiplantae; Streptophyta; Magnoliopsida; Malvales; Dipterocarpaceae
Source: the annotation of a GenBank genome assembly
CUAGAAGCAAUUAGGGUCACUGCCCUUCUCUCUCUCUCCCUCCUUCUAUCUCAAGUAAUAAUAGUCAAAAGGCUAUAAAACCACAUCUCAAGUGCGCUCAAGGCCGGACUUGAUGCAACACAAAAAACAAGGUCUCCAUUUCUACCAUCACAUCCUCUAAAAUAUUCCUUUAAACAAGGAAGGAAGAAGAAGAAGAAGAAGAAGAAGCCCCAGACGAACUGUGCUAGUUUCUACUUGUAAUUCCACUCAAUGGGAAGGUCUCCUUGUUGUGAGAAAGCUCAUACAAACAAAGGUGCAUGGACCAAAGAAGAAGAUGAUCGACUUAUUGCUUACAUCCGGGCCCAUGGGGAAGGCUGCUGGCGCUCCCUCCCAAAGGCUGCAGGCCUGCUUCGAUGCGGCAAAAGCUGUCGUCUCCGGUGGAUCAACUACCUGAGACCAGACCUUAAACGUGGAAAUUUCACUGAAGAAGAAGAUGAGUUCAUUAUCAAGCUGCAUAGCCUCCUUGGUAACAAAUGGUCUCUUAUAGCUGGGAGACUACCAGGAAGAACAGAUAAUGAGAUAAAGAAUUACUGGAACACGCAUAUAAAAAGAAAACUACUGAACAGAGGUAUUGAUCCUGCAACUCACAGACCCCUCAAUGAGGCUGCCGCUCAGGAAGUUGCAACAAUUUCUUUCAGUGGUGCUAAAGAAGAGAUGGAGAAGAACUCUAACCUCCUUCUCUGCAAAGAUGAGAAGACCCCAACUCAAGAAAGGUGUCCUGACUUGAACCUGGAUCUCAGGAUUAGCCCUCCUUACCAACCUCAGCCUGAGUUACUGAAAACAGGAGGCAGAACUCUCUGUUUUGUCUGCAGUUUGGGUCUGCAAAACAGCAAAGAAUGCAGUUGCAGCAUGGGAAGUCCAGGCAGUAGCAGUGGCACCGCUACAGGGUAUGAUUUCUUAGGCUUGAGAACUGGUGUGUUGAAUUAUAGAGGCUUGGAAAUGAAAUAAGAGGGAAUUGGGUUAAUUUCUUUUUCUUUUUUUUUUUAAUUACCAUAUGUAGCUGAGAACAGAAUGGAGGGAAAUGAGAGAGAUUGUUAUUAGUCUGAAAUCUCUGUUAAUUUUCUCUAAUUAAUCCCUGCUCUGUACGAAUUAUUAUAUGACAUGGUGAUAUAUACUUCUAUUAGUAGUAUAGAUGAUUAUUACAUGCGAAUGUUUUGAAUUACUUGAAAAUUAUGUGACAAUAUAAAACUUCAAUUGAGUCUGGAGGAUCAUUCGCCAGUAACCAUCACAAGAGCUACAAGAUCAACGCAAGCAUGGCUAAUUGCUAAAAAGCAAGAAGAUUACAAAUUGUUGAAAAAUGACAAACAUUACAUAUGUAUAUAUAUUAUUGUAAUGUAAAACACUACCAACCCUAUGAUAAGCAAUUCUAGAAACAAUGUUAGGUGAGAAUACUCAUGUUUAAUAAAUCAUUGAACAAAAC